Messenger RNA from Prunus mume (Japanese apricot), 717 nucleotides. NCBI's taxonomy places the organism in Eukaryota, Viridiplantae, Streptophyta, Magnoliopsida, Rosales, Rosaceae. The record is from RefSeq and is a predicted model, not a curated record.
AUGGCUUUCUCUCUCAAAAUUGAUGGCCUUUUGGGCAUGCUUACCAUUCGGCUUAACGAUGACAACUUCUUGAAGUGGAGUUAUCAACUGGAGUCGGUACUCCAGGGCUACGAUCUGUUCGGCCACUUCGAUGGUUCUUUUGUUGCUCCUCCAAAAUUCGCCAUUGUUGGUGAAGAAGGUACUACUUCUGAGGUUACUACGGCCUAUAAAGACUGGAUUCGCACAGACAAGGCACUCUUGAGUCUUCUCAUUGCAUCUUUGUCAGAUGAAGCACUUGAGUAUGUCAUCGGGAGUCAAACAGCUAGAGAGGCUUGGCUUCAUCUUUGUGAUCGCUAUGCCUCUGUUUCUCGAGCAAGAAUUAAUCAUCUGAAAACAGAACUACAGACUGCUCAAAAAGGUGGAGACUCCAUUGAGCGAUUCUUGCUUCGUCUUAAACACAUUCGUGACCAAUUGCGUGCGGCUGAUGUGCGAAUUUCCGAUGAUGAUUUUGUUAUUGCUGCGUUGAAUGGUUUACCACCAGAGUAUGCCAUAAUCAAGACUGUAUUGAUUGCUCGUGAUUCUCCAAUCACUCUUAAGGAUUUUCGCUCUCAACUCCUAGCUGCAGAGCAAACUGCUGAGGCUCGUAUUGUUCAUCACUCAGGUCUGUAUGCUGUGAAUUCAUCUUCUAGUGUUCAAUCCUCUUCUGUUGCUUCUGGUCAAGGCUUAUUGCCAGGUUGA